Drosophila suzukii is the source of this 1587-nucleotide messenger RNA. RefSeq names its product spindle B (gene spn-B). Gene Ontology annotation, biological process: double-strand break repair via synthesis-dependent strand annealing; telomere maintenance via recombination; resolution of mitotic recombination intermediates. The record is from RefSeq and is a predicted model, not a curated record. Gene Ontology annotation, cellular component: replication fork; Rad51C-XRCC3 complex. Gene Ontology annotation, molecular function: ATP binding; four-way junction DNA binding; ATP-dependent DNA damage sensor activity. NCBI's taxonomy places the organism in Eukaryota, Metazoa, Arthropoda, Insecta, Diptera, Drosophilidae.
AUGACCGUCUAUGAUUUGGAACAGUGAAGAACCACAGGACAAAAUUGCCUGCUUAAGAAGAUUUAAAAAUAAUGGGGCUAUAAUUAGGUAUCGAUAGCUAAAGUGUAUUAGAUAAAUUACUUUAUUCAUGAUCUUAUCUUGUAUUCCAUCGGAGGUGAUUUACCAUAAUAGAUUUAUCUUUUGAGCAAAAUUGUGCAGGUUUCCUUUACUAAAUAUCCACUGUAGCUGCCAGCUGAUUGACCCACUUAAAAAUAGGCGCCAACAGCUGAUUUCAACCGGCUUUUAUUUACCUCCUCGAGUCGUUCGCAAAUCAUCGUUAAUACUCGGCUGUUUGAUCAAUAAUAACCCGGAAUAAAUACAAUUGCGGAGGUGUUGAGACACCUUCCGUGUUUGCGGAGCCAUCAUAUCACGCAAUCCAUCGAGGACAUGCCAUCGCAUCGCGAUGACAAACUUUUGGAUCAGUUGCCCAAGCAUAUCAGGGAAAUCGCGGAGCAGGUUAAUGUCCUAGCGCCGGAGGAGGUUCUCACAACCCCAAAGGUGCGGUUCCUGGACACUCGGCAACUCCUACAUGCACUUGUGCGAAAAUGCACUCCGGAUGAUGUAAGGGUGCUCAAGGACGCGGCUGCCAAGUGGCUGGCGGAGAUGCCUCAGGCAGCUGAUUCCCUCUUCAAGCCACUUGUAAAUGUGAGAUGGUCUCGGGUGUCCUUUGGAUGUUCUGCCCUGGAUCGUUGUACGGGUGGAGGAGUAGUUACUCGGGGUAUUACCGAACUUUGUGGAGCCGCCGGCGUGGGUAAGACCCAGUUGCUCCUGCAGCUAUCCUUGUGCGUUCAGCUGCCCACUGAGCUGGGAGGAAUGGGCAGGGGUGUGGCCUACAUUUGCACGGAGGACGCUUUUCCGGCGAGAAGGUUGCUGCAGAUGAGCAAGGCCUGCGAGAAGCGACAUCCCCAGGAGAAACUCAAUUUCCUGGGCAACAUCUUUGUGGAACAUCAUUACGAGACCGAAUCCCUUCUGAGUUGCAUAAGAAAUCGACUGCCGCGACUGAUGCAACAACAUGGCAUUGGCCUGAUCAUAAUCGAUUCAGUGGCCGCCUCAUUCCGGCUGUACACCGAUUUUAUGGAGCGGGCCCGGCAGAUGCGACGGCUGGCCGAUGCUCUCUGCUAUGCGGAUAAGUACAACUGCGCCGUGGUCUGUGUGAAUCAGGUGGCCUCCAGUGGUAAUCAGGACGAGGUUCCCUGCCUGGGAUUACAGUGGGCACACCUGGGACGGACCCGCCUGCGAGUUUCCCGGGUGCCCAAGCAGCAUCGGAUGGCAGAUCAAUUGAUCACGGUCCGCAAACUGGAGAUCCUUUACUCGCCAGAGACCCCAAAUGAUUUUGCCGAGUUCCUCAUCACCGAGGAGGGCGUGGUGGUUCCAGAGCCACCUAUGACCCGCCCACCUGCUAAAAUGCGUCGACUGUGAUCGAUUGAAUUUAUUCUGUUUAUUUUGUUUUCGUUUAUUUGUUGAAUUUAAAAUGUGUAACGGCGGAGCGAUCUAUCGACCAAAUUGUUGUUUAAUACUCCUAUUAAACUUGGCGGAAGCUUAAGAACA